Messenger RNA from Ctenopharyngodon idella (grass carp), 2444 nucleotides. RefSeq names its product potassium channel tetramerization domain containing 7 (gene kctd7). The record is from RefSeq and is a predicted model, not a curated record. Bases 141 to 1160 code for a protein of 339 amino acids. Gene Ontology annotation, biological process: protein homooligomerization. The transcript has 4 exons. NCBI's taxonomy places the organism in Eukaryota, Metazoa, Chordata, Actinopteri, Cypriniformes, Xenocyprididae. Gene Ontology annotation, molecular function: protein binding.
UGUAGACCACACCUCUCGCGCGGGGUGUGCUGUGCUACCCUGCCGUCCUCCUAUACACGGACCUGGACAUCAUAACAAUCGCUGACAGUCUGCGUGUGGGCCUUAAUCUAAACUAUUAUCAGCCCUGCUGUGGUGUGUGCAUGCAGCAUAAUGGAGCAGGCGAAACAAACGGAGAACCGCCUCCGCUUUCCUUUAGCGCAGCAGCUCCGCUCCAAAUGGCAACAUCACGGGUGAGGAGGUUCGCGCAGGAGGGGCGGACAGUCCCUCCUCAGCCGAGAGUGAUGGUGGUGUUUUCGGCUGCGAGUGACACUGAUAAACAGGGAGAUGCGAUGUCGGGUGCGGACACCGGGGAAGAGGAGUAUCGCAAACCAGCCAUACCCGUCCCUAAUCUUAAUCUAGGGAAGACCCUUCGCACCUUAGACGCACCUGAGGAGUUUCCUGAGGUCAUCCCCCUAAAUGUAGGAGGAACAUAUUUCACCACCCGGCUGUCCACUCUGCGCCGUUAUGAGGACACUAUGCUGGCUGCCAUGUUUAGUGGCCGCCACCAAAUUCCCCGGGAUGCAGAGGGACGAUAUUUCAUCGACCGUGACGGAGCAUAUUUUGGGGAUAUUCUGAAUUUCUUGCGAGAGGGUGAGCUGCCUCAGAGGGACCGUGUGCGUGCGGUGCACAGAGAAGCUCAGUAUUACGCUAUCGGGCCUCUUUUGGAAAGCCUGGAAGACACGCAGCCACUUACCGGAGAGAAAGUGCGACAGGCUUUUCUUGAUCUCUUGCCCUAUUAUAAAGAAAAUCUUGAGCGCAUUGUGGAGAUCGCAAAGCUUCGUGCCAUGCAGCGGAAGGCUCGCUUUGCGAAGCUGAAGAUCUGCGUGUACAAGGAGGAGAUGCCCAUCACCCCUUAUGAAAGGCCGCUGUUCAAUUCGCUGCGGUUUGAGCGUUCAGAGAGUGAGGCCAAGCUGUUUGAGCACCAUUGUGAGGUUGACGUGUCCUUUGGGCCCUGGGAGGCAGUGGCUGAUGUUUAUGACCUUCUUCACUGCAUAGUGAGUGACCUGGCAGAUCGUGGCAUCUCUGCUGACCAGCAAUGCAUCGGCGUGUGUGACAAACACCUCAUCAACCACUACUACUGCAAAAGGCCCAUCUAUGAGUUUAAAAUCACCUGGUGGUGAAGGUGAGGUGUUUUGCCAAGUGCACAAGGUCUGAGCAAGUGAUGUUUGCUGCUGUCUACAGUUACAAUGAACCAGCAAGAUCAUGGAAUCCUAUUCAAAAUGAGUGGAAAUAAUAAUGACAAGCUUUUGAAUAAGAUGGCUGUUAUUGUGGCAAUUGCUCUUUUGUUUCUUCAUGAAACUGCAGUUUGCAACCCGAAAUUUCCUUUAUGGGCAGCUCUAUUGAUUCCUUAGUUUUUGUAAGUAAUUGUUUAACUUAGAAUGAACCCAGAAUUGUUCCAUCCAGUUGUAGUUUUAAAGGGGUUUUCUGGAAUUGUCCUCAGAGGAAGUGAAUUUAUGUGAAACAGUGUUUCCUAUUCUAAUUAUUACGACAUCUCUGCAAAUAUGUUUCUGUGUCAGAUGUAAUGAAUGUAUUAAGUGUUGGAUCAAAGAAUCAAUCAACUGGACUCACAUUAGGAAAUUGGACGUUUGUCAUUGCUUGUGAUGUAUUUCUUAAGAAGGAAACCCUUUUCCCCCUACAGUAUUUUAAAAUGAUUUUACCCCAAUUGUUUAACCACUUAUAGAUGUAGGACCUGAUCUAUAUUAUGUUGCCAAUAAUAAGCACUACAGAUCAUACAGAUACUGACUUUAACUAGAAUAGAAAGGUCUCAUCUGGUAUUUAAAACCACCCAAAGCUUCACAAAAAGCCUUCUAAAAUAACCAUACACCACUAGGCAAGAAUACAAUUUUUGAUUUAUGUAAAUAAAUAAAUAAAAACCUUCUCAAAAACUGUAUUUUUUAGAAUAAGUUUAUGUACUACGUUGAAAAUGAAAUGCCCUGAAUGUGAAUCAAAAGAAGUAUAUAUUUAAAAUUAUACUAAAAGACUGUUAGCCACCUUAUUGCAGGUUAGAUUGCCUAUUUUGCUACUUUGACACUUUAUGAAAUUAUUUUCUGCUGCCAGUAGCUUUUGUCCAUGCUUUUAAUUGCCAUAACCCUCAACAAUUGCAUAUGAUUUAGCAGUAUUUGUUAAUUUAGUCAUCUGAAACCUCUCUCUCAUUGGUUUGCUGUGAGAGCUGUGAAGGCCAUAUGAAGUUGCAUGAGCUCUCUGUGUUUUGGCAGCAGAAUAUUUACUACGAGAUAAAAACGCAUCUGAUAAUCCUAACUGGCUUUGCCCAGUUUACUUUAUGUUGCUCAAGUCUAAACCGAUGCAUAUUUGUUCUCUGUUGUAUAUUUGGUGAAUACUGUUUGAAUUGCAUUAUUGUACUGGCUCUUAUUGUGCUGAUAAUAAACCAUAUAUUUUGCAAUUUA